Molecule: messenger RNA, 2809 nt
Organism: Micropterus dolomieu (smallmouth bass)
Lineage: Eukaryota; Metazoa; Chordata; Actinopteri; Centrarchiformes; Centrarchidae
Gene: nat16
Product: N-acetyltransferase 16
Exons: 5
Coding region: 231-1244 (337 amino acids)
Molecular function (GO): acyltransferase activity, transferring groups other than amino-acyl groups
Source: RefSeq, a predicted model, not a curated record
CCAGUGGGUCCAGUACGAAGGCUUGACGUAGAGAACUGGAUGGGGCGGGGCUUGGAGUUCGUGCUUAGUCUCCAGUGGAUCGCCGACAGAGCCGGGUCUGUCCGCCUUUCAUUCAUCGCCGGAACUGUGCAGCUCGUGCAUCAGCCGCGGUACCGUCUCCCAUCCUGUCUCCUCCGACCAGCGACACCACCAAGGACACCACCGCCGGCCAUCGUCCGCGUUAUUUCAAGAUGAAGAUUGAUACCAGCCUGACUAUGCCCCAGCUUCCAGAGGCCCUGUCCCAGGCAGGCCUUCAGUUUGCUGUGGCCACUGAGGAGGACUUUGAUGAGAUCAUGGCUAUGAGCCAGGACAUCUAUGGAGGCCUUGACUACCUGCCCACUAGAUACACCAGCUGGCUGCAGGAGACCAACCGCACAGUUAUAUUGGCCCGCAAACAGGGGAAAGUGAUCGCUCUGGAGUCCGUGUGCGUGAUUGACGACGGAGAGACAAUGCUGGUGGAAGGCCUCCGUGUUGCCCCUCAGGAAAGAGGCAAGGGUGUCGCAGGCGUUCUGCUGCGCUUUUGCUGUGAGCUGGUCAAGUCCAAGUACCCAGAGGUCAAAGUAACCCGCUUGACCCGUGAUGAUCAGCUUGGACCCAAGGAUUUCCAGAAGUAUCGCAUCAUAACCAAGCAGGGUAUUCUGCUGGUGCGCUUCAGAGCUGAAGACCUCAAGCUUCGCCUGUCUGAACUUGGUCUGGGUGAAGACAUCCAAUCCUCUUUGUCCACCUCCCUCUCCGACCCUCCCCCGGUGCAUCUCGACCAUACAACUAUCCACCGGCUCUAUCUGACCACUGACCUGAUGCAGGGGGUCCUUCCCAAUGGCACCAUUAUUCAAGACUGGCAGCCAUUCAAGCUUUUGCCCAGUAACAUGGCUAUCCUACUGAAGAAGGACAUUGACUGGAUGGUGGAUGAUGUGUCCAACCCUACUGUGGCCAGCCUCUGUACCUUCCCUUUCAGGGUGCCCAUUGGAGAAGACUGGUAUUACCUAAACAUUGACAUGUUUGGUAAAGACCUGGACCUGGCUCGGCAACAGUUCCUGUGCCACCUGCAGCACCACACUGCCACACUGAAGGGUCACGUGAUGUGCCAGAUGUUCCUGGAUCCACCUCUCUGGAAGCCCAUGGCUGAGUUCUGCCACAACACCUUGAGCGUGGAGCUGGUGAAGGAGUAUACUGAGCAAUGCGUGGUGGAGUCAGACAUCGUCUAGUUUCAGAAGCGGGAUGGAAAGGAGCAGAGGAUGAAGGAGCUAGAAAGGAAUGAAGACAAGGGUCUAGACAACAAGGAAUGGACACUACUCUAUUACACUUAACAGAAAAACAUAACCCUCUGUAGUGAAGAGAUAGAAACAAAAUGUAGGUUCUAUAAAACAAAACAACUUCUCAGAAUGCAGUAAGUUAGAUUGAACAAUACAUGAACAAAUACAGUGUGUGGACAUAAAAUCAUGAGCACAUAUUAUCAGCUACAAUAGGUGUGAGAAAUACAACAUUUGUUAAGAUUCUAAUAUUUAAUUGGUGUCAGAGAUGUGUUGAUACAACACAAACAUAGUCAUUUUUAUGUAACAUUUUUAAGGCUGCAGUUUUGAAGUGCAGGCUAUCACCAAACCCAAAUAAAUGUGUUUUCAAAAAUAGACACCCGACUGUGAGGGCAGUUAGCACUGUCAAGAUGGUUUACAUUUGGUCAACGGUACAUAUUUGUGUUCACCAGAGUUGAGCUCUGCGUAAAAGCCACAGCAAGUAAAAAUAUAUGCUGUGAUACCUUCAUGCAACAACACUACAAACCAUAGCCAUAAAAGUGACUGUAGAAUGAAAUUAUCCCCUUAUAAAGUUAGUUUGAAAUGAAGUUUUAUGACAAUGAUAACUGGUGUUUUUGAUAUUAUGUCCACCUUCUGUAUGAUGUACGACACGUGAUGGUGUAAUAAGAGUGAUGUGCUUGGGGAAGCUUUCUCACACCGGUAGCAGUGAUGUAACCUAAAACCUAAAAACAGUCAACAUGCAAAUGCUAAAUGCUAAAAGUCCCCUAAGGUUAUCUCAAACCUUUCAUCUCUGCUUUUUCUGUAAAUAUGAACCUUCUAAAUAUGUACACAAACUGAGUUGGGUUACUAAAUCUGCACAACUCUGAAGGCACUUUAUUAAAACUACACAGACAGGUUGUGUCGACGUUAAAAUGAAAAGGAAUAGUUCAGGAUCAAAUAGGGUAAUUUUACAGAUCCCGUCACGCUGAUGUCGAUGGGUGCAUCAAUUCACUAGAAUUACCUUAGGAACAUUAACAACAAAUCUCUGCUGAAACAACAAACAAAGUCUGUUAGUGAAAUGAACAUGCUCAGUCACAAAUUGGCUGACAAUUUAUUCUUUGUUAUGGUCGGGCUUAGGUCUUUUGUUUUUUUUGUUUCAAAUAUUUGACUGUAUAUAUAUGUUACUAAUUUAAUAUUUUCACUUAAAUGCUGCAAUAAAAUUUUAACAGAAAUGAUUAACUUCUGAAGCUAUAAGUGAAAUCUAGGCUUACUUUUGUAGAUCGCUAGCAAAAUGCCAAACAAAAUGCGAAAAGCUUGAAAAUGUGAAAGAGACUACUGGGCAGUUUCCUACUGGCCUCAGCUAAUGGAGGGAGAGGAGAAGAAUGAAAAUAACUGUGUUAGAAUUAACAGAAAUAAAUGUUUUAACCAUCACUAAUAUUAGCUGGCAAAACCUUUUGAAAAAUAAUAUUCCCUGUGACCGUGCAAGACCAGUGCUCAGAGAAAGUUCAGCAAACUCAUCUCCAGUUUAGCCAUGAACACAA